GCUACCCACACAUCCCAUCUUUUAUCUCUCCAUCAAUUUACUCUUGCGUUGUAUUUAUUUGUUUAUUUACUUGAUUUCCCCUUACUUCCAUUCACAAGAGGCGCCGUAGCAGCAGCCAGUGAGGAAGAGGGAAGUCAGUGUAGGUGGCGGCCAAUGAGCGGCUUGCUGGGGGAGUCGUGUUUGUUUACGUCGGAUCAGCUGACGGGCCCAGCCAAGGCCCACCCUAGGCCCUGCCCGCCCCUGGCCCGUCACUCACCCCGCACCGCCUACACCAAUCAGGUGCACCGGUGGACACCAGUGCUGGCGACAACCAUCCUGGAUCACCUCCCUGUCACGGGGAAGCCACGCCGCCACCUCACCCUGCGCAACCCAAACACAGAGAUGGUGCGUGUGAGGAGGUCGGCCUCAGAAAAUGAGUGCCCUAUCUGUAUGGACCCGGCCAGGUUUGCCUUGGAGACUAACUGCGGCCAUGUCUACUGUGCGACAUGCAUCAUUCAGAACUGGCAGACCAACUUCACCAUCACCCCCAUGCUGUGUCCCUACUGCCGCCAGGAGAUCAUCCUGCUGCUGCCGUGCUUCUCUGAGGGGGAGGUGAUGGCGGCUGACGUCCCUGCAGUGAUGGAGCGGGAGAGGGUGGUGGCCCAGGUGCAGGAAUACAACAGAAUGUACUCGCAGCAUCCCAGAUCGUGGUAUGGCCAGCUACAGGACCUACCCACCAUCCUCCGCCACAUUUGGGCCGAGCUGUUCACCUGGCGCGGGAUCCUGAUGGCGUUCAAGCUGCGGGUGAUCCUGUCAGUGGUGAUGGCAGUCCUGUAUGUGGUGAGCCCCAUCGACAUCAUCCCCGAGGCCUUCCUGGGGCUGCUGGGACUGGCAGAUGAUGUGGUGGUCAUCAUCAUCAUCCUCAUCCAAGUCAGCAUUGUUUAUCGCACAGUGGUGGCCAACAGGGACUGGUAGCAAGGGUGUGGUGGUGGUGGUGGUAGGCUGUGUUCUCCUUCCUCUGUGUGUGUGGAUGUAUGUGUGUGUGUUGUGCAGGGUAAGAAAGGUUAGGGAAAGAAGCAGAAGCCUUCACUCUUCCCAGCAUGUCCUCCCAUCUGUGCCUGUCAGUGAGAGUGUCUUUACAAUAGAAGUAUUUCAGAUCACACUGAUUUGCUUUCCAUCAGCGUUCAUAGGGCAAGAGUAAAGGGAGCGAGCAGACAGUGCCAUGCUCACCUUAACACAAUGCCCCUGGCUCUGUGAGGACUGGGGAGAACAGAAAGGAAGUAUGUCUCCAUCAUCCAGUAUAUUCUGUUUUUAUCGUCAUGUGAAGGCAGGAAGCAAUGAAGUAUUUGUUGACUUUUGAAAUUCACUUGUAUAAGGAACAUUACACCUGAAAUAUUCUCUUCAUUCUUUCAACAAUCAUUAAAGUACAAGAAAGCAUUAAAACCUGACACACACACACACACACACACACACACACACACACACACACACACACACACACACACACACACACACACACACACACACACACACACACACAUAUCUUAUAGCUGCAGAAGAUAUAAAAGUAAUGUGAUUAAUUUGAAAUCCCUGUUCAGUACAUAUUCAUCUUAUCUUCAUAAGUUUUGGGAGAUUGUAGAGGAGUGAGUGUGACGUGAUUCACAUUACAGUAUUGGCUGUGUCAGUAGGGAAUGGAAAGCUGAAUGGAAGAACAUUCUGAUACAUUCAUAACAUUUCUCUCUUUUAUCUGGUCAAAGUGUUCCAGACAGUGUGGUGAAAGGCUAGCCCGUACAUGAAUGAGUGUUGGUGAGCAGCUCUGUGUGGUCACCAUGAAGGCAGCAGUGCAGUGUGAGGCAGAAGCAGUGAAGGCUUGCAGUGCUUGCUUUGCCUGCUGCCCACUGCUUCACUGUGAUGUCAGUGUGAGUGUGAGUGUGAGUCUGGGGGAUUAGUAUUUUGUGCAGUGAUUUAAUUGAUAUUACUGUAAUGUAUUAGUGCAGGGUGCCUACUAGAAGCAUUGCUCUGUGGUGUAAGUGUAAGUACUAUGUGUACAGUAUAGCUAGGUAUGAAGCUCUACAGUAUACAACUCAGAAAGUUUUCCAAGUCACUCAAGAUACAUGCUUGUGAAAAGUGAAAAUGAACUUUAGGUCCUCUUUAGUUCUGGAACUACAUGAUGGUGGCAAUCAUAUAGAAUUUAUUUUAUAAUAUAAAUCAUUGUUAACAUUUAAGUAUGGUGAAAUUUGUGCUGUACAUACAGUUAUAGUUUUUAAUAUUUUUAUUAAAUUUCAUAUAAUUAAGAAUUCAAAGUAAAAAAACAUUUUGUCUGUGUUCAUUCUCAUGUGCAGUACUAUUAUUGUACAGUUUGGGAGUGUGCACUGCAGUUCAGGCUGUAGGGGAAGUAAACAAACACUCAGCAGCUUGAGCCUGUAACUGAUCUGAAUAUGACUAAGCCUGUAUCAGAGCACAAUGAACUUUUUUAUUUGUGUAGAGAGAAUUUGUCAUGAACGACAGCCACACACGGCGCCACUGACACAAGUGUGAUGCGUGAGUGGUUGUCAUCAGCACCAGUGGUCAGCCUUGGCACAGCUGUCCUGCAUGUCUGUUAAGUCUUGCCCAGCUAAGGAAAACACCAGCAGUAUUGAGCACCCUGUGAGUGUCCUGCAGUGCCUCCUGAGGGCAGGCACAGGAGUGGCAGGGCAACACUGCUCCUUGGCUACAUCACUGCUUCCUCUUUACUUUCAAAUCAAAUGCUGCAGCAUUGACAUUGUUUCAUGCCUGUCAUGUUUGUGAAAUUUUAGUUUCUUUAGAUAACAAACAAAAUGUUUAGAGCCUAGCAUUUCAAAACCUCUUCGUCUCAGCUUUGUGGCACCUCACCUGUGGCUGCUGCCCCUGUGAUGCCUUGCUGGUGUGAGUGUUGCCCUGAGAUGAAGAGGCUGAAGGCUGGUGCACUCUGUAAAUAUUUUGUAUGUUACACGUUUUGUACUUGAUAAUCCGAGGCUCAGAACUGAAGUAUCACUGUGUCUGCGUGUGCAUGUGUUUUUAGCUUUUAGCGAGCAUUUCAUAGAUAUCAUACUUUGUAGCAGAAGAGUCAGAUCCAUCAGAGAUAUAUUUUUAGAGUACCAUCAUGGCUUAUAUUCUGCUCUUAUACAUUUGAUUCCAUAGACUUAUAUGUACGUGCUGGUAUAUGCAUAGCAGACUUUUUGAAAAUGUGGUACUUUUUUCACGAGUAACAUUCACACAUUAUUUUUACACUCAACAAACUGCCAAGCACAAGACUGUGACUGAGGCUCAAGAGAUGGAGAGCCUCGCUGUGCUGGAGGCGAAGGUGUCCAGAGAAAUGUCCAGCAGGAAGGUGACAAAUCAGUGACAUGGCUGAAAUAGAGAUCCUCAUAAGGAAACUAUGUAUGUAAGAUCUCGUGUUUGUGAAUUACAAAGUGGAAUGUUGUGCAGAGAUUGUCUUGUUGUCUUGUCUCACCAUGAACCGCUGGAGUGAAUGCUUCAUGUGUGUUCAUUGUCUGUGGUAUGGUGGCUUUAGGUGUGACACUUUGUAUUUUGAUGAUAAACUCAUCUCAAAAUGUCAGGAAAUGUGACUCAAGUUUUGGUAUGAUAAGAUAAUGGUGUUUUGACUGAGUGUUUACCCUUGUGUGUUGUGGUGUGCUGUGGUGUGGUGUGGUGUGGUGCAGUAGUCGGCCUGGAGGGAGGGGCCACGUGUCCUCGUCUGACUAUUCUUAAUGCAUUCAAACAAAAACAGAGUCAAUUUCUUAUUCUUUUCCAGCUGUUAACACUCGUUCCUUGAAGCUGAACAUUUUUGUCACUUAAACUUGGUAUUUCACUAACUUACACACUACUAUCCUGUCUGUAUCAGUUAAUAGUCUCACUUUCUAAAGACUUUUUUUGUAUAAGUUUUUUUUGCUGUGCCUUCUUGAUGAUGUCAGUCUGUGUAGAACUACUUAUAGAUUGAAAGGUGUUUGUUUAAGGGUGUGUGUGUGAGAUAGAGAUCAGGGAGAGAGAGAUAGGUUAGAAUGCACAAAACGAUGAGGAUAUGGGAACUUUCCUUAGGCCAUUUGGUUGACAGGGGACACAAACAGAGUCACACCCUUCCUUUCCUGCCUGUACCUUCCCGCCCCUACCUCCCUCAGUGCCUCUAGUUGUUGUCGUCUUGGUGAAGAGUGAACAAGGUCAUUCUGGGUCAUAUUCUUGAACACUUCACACCUCGACUAUUUUCAAAAGCUCUAGUUGAAGCAGCCCAGGUUUCUAAGAGUGUUUUUCAUGACUUUAGCGAUGAAUUAACAAGAUUUCUACAUUAUUAACUGUAGAAGCAUUCAUGAGAACCUGGUUAGUCUCUUUGGCUUUUGAAAUUAGUUGUGGUGAGAGAGAUGAGUGUUUCUGAAUACAAGGCUCUAUCUGUCUUGGUCCUGCCAGUGAGUGUGUGUCCCUCCCAUGAAAGCCACUCAUGUACUGUUAUUUAGCUUGACUUGGAAUUCUGGUGUGUUUUUAGCUUUACUGUUACUGUGUUGUGGCUUUCAGGUUUGUUUUCUUUGUAUCCUUGUGGCUUUUGUACUGCCAUGAGUGAAGUGCACAGUGACUUCACUCAUGAAUAACAUGCUUUAAUUUGCCAAUAAGUUGUGAAUUGUUUAAUGAUAUUUAGUAUUUCCUCAUGACCUUUUAAUUAUAAAAUGUUUAUUUAAUGCCAGUUUUUUUUUUUUCUGAUGACUAUUUUGUAACUGGUUUUAUAAGGCAAUACUAGGCCAUACUGAGACUUAACUUAGAUAGAUAAAUAGAUAGACUGCAGGAAACUGAACCAGAUGCACAAAUUUAUGAAGCAUCGCGGUUCAGUUAUCUGUUAUGCCAUGGAAGGUGAGACUAAAAGCUAAUUGCUUGAGUAAUACAGCAGUCGUCAAACUGUCAAGAUGUACACUGCUGGAAAGAUCUCUAACUUGGUAUAAUCUUGAGGGAUGAAAAUGCUACAAAAUUGUGUGUUUAUGUCACUUUUUUGUUCCAUUUUUUUUGCCUGAAGAUUGACAUAUUUCUAUGCUGUCAAAAUACUUCCAUCUUUUAUGCAUUUCUUAUACCAGGUUAGCAUUUCUUCAAGUGAAAACUAGUAAUAAAGAACCAUCCUCUCUGACCCUCAAGCCGCAGAGCAUGACGUAUUAUUGUAUUGGAGAUAAUCAGCGUGUCAUAUUGUGCCUUUGUGUUGAGGGCUGCAGUCAUUCAGUCAGGCAUUCCCCCACUUGUUACCCAAAGGUGGGGCUGAGUGCUGAGUGAUAGCCUCCUCUCAGCUGCCACCAGCAAUUUUACCGCUGCUCUCGGCUCCCUCAAUUUUGUCAAGGAUAGUGAUGAAUAAAGCAUCCAUUUGUAA
Portunus trituberculatus (swimming crab) is the source of this 5335-nucleotide messenger RNA. RefSeq names its product E3 ubiquitin-protein ligase RNF170-like. NCBI's taxonomy places the organism in Eukaryota, Metazoa, Arthropoda, Malacostraca, Decapoda, Portunidae. Gene Ontology annotation, molecular function: ubiquitin protein ligase activity. Bases 154 to 954 code for a protein of 266 amino acids. The transcript is spliced from 6 exons. The record is from RefSeq and is a predicted model, not a curated record.